UCUGGCAGCACGGCUGUGAAACAAUAGCGGUCCCGUAUGAAACACUGAUCACACUCUCGAUCGCUAGUUAGAUACACGGUUACGGUUCAGGCCUACAUGAUCACAAGAGAUUAGAAGCCAUGAAAAUUCCUAGAGAGGUACAAUGCCAAACCUGCUCGCAAGUGUUCUGCUGUGCAAAGUGCCGACAGAAACAUGAGGAUAACAAUCACAAGGAGAUGAAAGCCAUUCGGCAGAUUUGUUACAUCUGCAACGAUAAACCGUUUCCGUUGCGAAUUGAUACCAAAAUUACUCCGACUAAUCUGUUGGUAGGGCACAUCUUGAAAGAACACCUGCCUUUGCGUUGCAACCGGUGUACUAAGGUCUUCCACACUGCUGCCGAUUUCGAGUCCAUAGCUCGAUGUUUCACCGCAAAUGAGAACGGCUACGAAAUAGUCGACACCGCUUGUUAUUUGGAACGUAGCAAUAUUAACAUACCAACAAUUAUGGAGGGAGUCGUGGUCGUCCAUCCUGAGCUUGAACUGGACAACAAAGAAAAUAUUGAUGAAAAUUGCAGUACCGUUUCAUCGGAACAUUCUAACAUGCAAAAAGAUCAACUGUUACCACAGACAGUAAUUAAGGUUAAAGGCCGUACCUUGACGCUGAAGCCUCCCCGGAUAUCCGAAGAACUAAACACCGGUACUGACCCAAACGAGGAAAUUGGAGAACUGAGCAAAGCAAAAAAUACGCCCCUCUCGAUGAUCAACCUACGCUGGAUGAGAAAGAGCCGCCAGAGUUUUGAUAGUUUGCUGUGUACAACUAGUAACAUUUCAGCUGUAAAUGCAUCCGAGGAGGGAUUCCAUGCCCCACCCAGUUCGAACAAAAAGCUAGUUCGAACUACUUCGACUCCGAUGAUGCAUGGAUGUCUGCCCUACAUGAAAAUAACGAAUGAGUCUUACACUAGUGCAAUGGGACAUAUGUCCAGUAUACGUAACAGCAAUAGUGGUAGUGAUUCUGAUAAGACUGAUGAUCCGACGCCACCUCCACAGACUUCCUACGAAAUUCACAAGGUACGCGCGAUCAGUCGAAAUCGAUCCCGGGUUGCCGCCACCCCCCUUAGACAGGUCAUGUCGAAAAGUAUUCAACGAGCAAUUGCCCAGCAUGGAUAUUAUUCCAAGAUGCUCGCCCCAGGAACUCAACGCAAGAUGAGCUUCAACUCUACCGCUAGUAGUGGACUAAAUAGCACUACUGGUUCUCCUUCCCGUAUUGCAUUGGAUCUACGGACGACGCCAGCACUGAAAAGAGCAUCCAGCGAAUCGUCCUCGUUUCACAGGACGGCAAAACUGGUUUGUCUUCCAAAGUCGCACAGUGAAGAUUCUACAAUGGGUGAUCCUAGUUCCGAGUAUUGCGACACCCAUCAGAGUUUGAAUUCUCAGACUAGUAGCGAAAUUUUGGAACAAGAAAACCGUGACAAUCAAAGAAUUGACGAUGAAAGUUUAGUCAUCAGGCAGAAGGCAAAUCCUAAACUGGCUCUUAGCUAUCAUGACACGCCUAAAAUAACUGGAGGAAUGUUAAAGAAAAUUAUUACUUUUGCCUCGCCAGAGAUGACUCGGCUAGGCGAAGACGAAGCUGCCGAUGAAGAUGGGGAUGUGUGGGGUACGCCAUGUGCUUUACCUCCUAGAAGUUUUAGCUGCUCAGUUAUAGGAGAUUCGCGCUUUGAUUCCAUUCUAACGGAUGAUAACAGUGACGCUUCUGGUUCGGAUGAGGUGUUCAUUUCGUCGCCAAAAACAAAAUCUUGUCAACAGCAGCUAAAACUAAUAUCACCAGCUGCCAGCAGCGGUAAACUGUGGACUAUCGUUUCAAACGUUAUUCGACUCGCAACUCGAGGAGAUAUCCAAGAAGAACUCGCCGGACCGGCACCCACUUCUUCCAGCGGUUCUGAGAGUGAGAGAAAACUUUCAUCGACUAUAAUAAAAAAGGCUGCUUCCUUCGCUGGUUUCCUGAAAAAUCGUUUUCCUGCCCGACAGCAGAAUCCGUCUUCAUCCGGUUCCGACGAGUCCUCGGUGCAUGAUAACCUGGGAGGUCUCAAACGCCGACGGACGGCUUCCAUGUACACUAGGCCGUACGAGUUUUUCGGGAACACUGCUGCUGUGAUGCUGAGUUCAAGUCCUCUGGCCAAAAGAAAGCGAAUUCAAGGAAGACAACCUAUCGAACGUAUGAGACGCAACAGCAGCCGGAGCGGUAGUGCUAGUGAUAUUUGACGAGAAUUGCACAAGUAGAUAGUUGAUUCGACUAGUGGGUUCGGUUUCUUGUGUGUGUACUCGUUCCUAAUACUACUUUUUCUGAGUUUUUAAUAAGUUAUACUGAAUGGAAAAAAAAGUUUGUAAUUGCAUAUUCCUCUUGCUAUAAGGUAAAUGUAACAGUGCCAUAAAUGUAA
Topomyia yanbarensis is the source of this 2413-nucleotide messenger RNA. It is a transcript of the gene fs(1)Ya, whose product is annotated as mitosis initiation protein fs(1)Ya. The record is from RefSeq and is a predicted model, not a curated record. The transcript has 3 exons. Bases 120 to 2237 code for a protein of 705 amino acids. Lineage: Eukaryota; Metazoa; Arthropoda; Insecta; Diptera; Culicidae.